CCGGUGUCACAAAAUACCCCUCUCGCGGCACUGUUUGUUAUUGUUUUGCAAACUCGUGAAAAUCCAGAGAAAGCAGAGAUAACUCGUCCUCAGCUGCGUGAUAAAUACUCCCAGGAGCAUGACGCUGGCAAAUGCCCUGAUAAGACCCUCGCUGAGUUGGAGAGGCAGCGGAGCGGUGUAUCUGAUGCUCCGCAGUCAAAUUCGCGGAUACUCAACGCCGUCCGCGAAGAGGGAGAGCCAGGAGUCUUCCUUGGCCGCGGCCAGACAGCAGCACGAAGUGUCGGCGGACGUGAAGCCGCUCGGCGAGCGGAUCAAGGAGAACACGAAGACUGCGAGCUACACGGGUGUGAUUCUGUUGGGAAUCGGAGUCACUGGGGCACUGUUCUACACGAUCUUCCGGGAGCUGUUCUCGUCGUCGAGUCCCAACAGCGUCUACUCGGCCGCCUUGGAGAAGUGUAUCAACGAUCCGCGCGUCCAGGACGCUCUGGGGGCGCCUAUUAAGGGGUAUGGCGAGGAGUCGAGCCGCAGGAGACGGAGGCAUGUGGCACAUUCCGUGUACCAGAGGGACGGUGUCAAUCACAUGCGAAUGCAAUUUUACGUCCAAGGAAUCAGGAACAAGGCCACAGUACAUUUAGAAGUGAAGGAAAACUCCGCCGGAAGCUACGAUUAUAGGUAUAUUUUUGCCCAAUUGGAUCACUAUCCGCGAACGACGAUCAUUCUGGAGGAUAAUCGCGUGCAGGAUGGCCAGAAGAAUGCUCCAUUGCCGAGUCUGUACUGAUUUGUAAAGUAAAGGUAAAUGUUUUAGUA
Molecule: messenger RNA, 807 nt
Organism: Phlebotomus argentipes
Lineage: Eukaryota; Metazoa; Arthropoda; Insecta; Diptera; Psychodidae
Product: mitochondrial import inner membrane translocase subunit Tim21
Exons: 3
Coding region: 119-778 (219 amino acids)
Biological process (GO): protein import into mitochondrial matrix
Cellular component (GO): TIM23 mitochondrial import inner membrane translocase complex
Source: RefSeq, a predicted model, not a curated record